GUGUGUGUGUUUGUGUGUGUGUGUGUGUGUGUGUGUGUGUGUGUGUGUGUGUGUGUGUGUGUGUGUGUGUGUGUGUGUGUGUGUGUGUGUGUGUGUGUGUGUGUGUAUGAGAGAGGAGCUCUAUAAAAAGCCUUGCAGCACAAUGAUCAGCAGUGAAAGGCUGUAAGUCAGAGCACUGAUGACCCUGCUCGUCCAACCCGGGGCGGACAAGAUGUGGUUUGAUCGUAAUCCUGUGCUGUUCCUUGCUGUUCUUGUUUUGGCUCUGGUCCCGGCUGGCCGGUGUCAGGAGGAUGAGAGCCGUCGCUCGGUGACCGAACACCAGCUCCUGCACGACCGCGGCCGCAGCAUCCAGAGCCUCAGGAGACUGAUCUGGCUGUCCAGCGCCAUGGAGGGCCUCCACACCGCCCAGCCCCGCUCCGCCCCGCUCAUCCCCCCCAAGGCCCUCCGGUUGGGCCUGGGUCCAGGGCUGGGGGCCCGCUUAGGGGGAAGCCCCCAGUCUGUUGGGUCAAACGGCCAGUACAGAGCAGCCAGGGACAACCUGCUCAGAGACGUUUUUAAUCCCUACCUGAUGCCACUGCCAGAGAGAGAGCCAUAG
Molecule: messenger RNA, 595 nt
Organism: Gadus chalcogrammus (walleye pollock)
Lineage: Eukaryota; Metazoa; Chordata; Actinopteri; Gadiformes; Gadidae
Gene: pth4
Product: parathyroid hormone 4
Exons: 3
Coding region: 179-595 (138 amino acids)
Biological process (GO): bone mineralization; regulation of chondrocyte differentiation; osteoblast development
Cellular component (GO): extracellular region
Molecular function (GO): peptide hormone receptor binding; hormone activity
Source: RefSeq, a predicted model, not a curated record